AUUUAACUUGGAAUCGUUGGUGAUAUUGAGGCCACUUUCUUGAACGGUAAGCACCUAUUUCACCCUGUAAUUGGUUAUUUAUAUACUAAUGUGCUGCAAACGUUAUUCUUUUAUCAUUUUUGACCCAAAUUUGUAUUGGUUUUGGUUUUAGACCUGUUUUUGUUAUGGUAAUUUGUUGUUGUUGUUGGUUAAGUUGAUAAUUGUGUAUCUUAUUUUCAGCUGGUUCUCUUAAACACUCACAAGUAGUUUUCAGUUUUUUUUUUUUUUUUUUUUUAUACUUAGUUGUGUAAGUGGUACUUGGAACAUGAUGUAUGAUAAAGGUUGGGUGCGUCUUAACAGGUAACAUAGUAUUUUGAUUAUUACCAUAAAAAUUGAAAACUUUAGCGUCUUAAUAAUAACUUGUGUCUCAAUGUAUUUGUUGUUUAUAUUUUAUUAGAGUUGAUCCUGAGUAUGAGAUUGGAGCAUGGAAAUUUGUAGAAGCCGUCAUAAAAAACUUAGGAAAUCCUGAGAUGAUCUUAUGUCCUUGCAUAGAUUGUCGUAAUGUUGAUCAUCAAUCCGGUAAUAUUGUUGUCGAACAUUUAGUAACAAGAGGAAUGGACAUCAAAUACAAACAAAGAAAUGAUUGGUAUGAGCAUGGAGAGCAAAUGACUAGUGGAGAGAGAGUAGAUGAAAUAGUCAAUAAUGAGGCAUUCAAUUUAUAUAAAGCUACCCACUAUCUGGAGGAAGACUAUGUGAAGUCUGGUGAGUUUGUUAACGAAGACUACAAUGAGCCUAUGGAAGGCAAACCUGAUGAUAGUUUUAUGGCAAACCUUAAAGAUGCAGAAACUCCUUUGUAUUCUAAUGGCUCACGAUACAAUAAAUUAUCGGCCAUUGUAACUUUAUUCCGACUUAAAACUCAUAGUGGAUGGUCGGAUACAAGUUUUAAUGAACUUCUUGGUGUAUUAGCAGACUUGCUUCCAGAGGAUAAUGUACUUCCAAAGUCAUUGUAUUUAAUGAAAAAAUUUCUUAAGGAGUUUGGAAUGGGGUAUGAAAAAAUUCAUGCUUGUUCGAACGAUUGCUGCCUAUUUCGAAACGAGUACAAGGACAUGGAAAAUUGUCCCAAGUGUGGUGAUUCAAGAUGGAAGAUAAAUAAGAGGACCAAAGUGAUAAAAAAAGGUGUCCCGGUUAAAGUUUUAAGAUAUUUUCCUAUAAUUCCGAGAUUUAAAAGAAUGUUCAGGUCUGAAAAGAUGGCUGAAGAUUUGAGAUGGCACUUUAGCAAUAAAAGUACCGAUGGAAAAAUGCACCAUCCAGUUGAUUCUAUAACGUGGGACUUAGUGAAUAAUAAAUGGGAAUCUUUUGCUACUGAACCACGAAAUCUUAGACUUGGUCUUUCUACUGAUGGUUUCAACCCGUUUUCUAUGUUAAGCUCCAGAUAUAGUUGUUGGCCUGUAAUGCUAGUUACGUACAAUUUGUCUCCUAUGUUGUGCAUGAAAAAAGAGAACAUUAUGUUGACAUUAUUGAUUCCAGGUCCAAAACAACCUGGAAAUGAUAUAGAUGUGUAUUUACAACCACUAAUAGAAGACUUGCAAACAUUGUGGCACAAUGGAGUGGAGGCAUAUGAUGCAUUUAGUAAAACUAUUUUUAACCUUAGAGCAAUUUUAUUGUGGACCAUAAAUGAUUUUCCAGCCUAUGGUAAUCUUGCUGGAUGUUGUACUAAAGGUAAAAUGGCAUGCCCUCUUUGUGGGAAAAAUACACAUCACCAAUGGUUAAAGUAUAGUAGAAAAUUUGCGUACAUGGGACAUAGAAAAUUUUUGCCGCCUUCCCAUUCAUAUCGGAGAAAAAAAUCGUGGUUUGAUAAUAAUAUAGAAAGUGGGAGCAAGCCAAGAAUCUUGACAGGUCGGAAUAUUUUUUCCGCUCUUGAAAAUUUUCCAAAUAAUUUUGGAAAAUUAAAAAAACAAAAAAGAAAAAGGAAUGAGAACGUAGACGGUGACAAAGAUGAUGAAGUUGGCAAUGAUACAAAUGAUGCAGAUCAAGAUGAGCUAGUGCGAUGGAAGAAAAGAUCCAUAUUCUUUGACUUACCAUAUUGGAAGGAACUUCCAUUACGUCAUAAUUUAGACGUAAUGCAUGUAGAGAAAAAUGUGUGUGAAAGUUUAAUAAGUACAAUUCUACAUUGUGGAAAGUCAAGAGAUGGGGUCAAUGCUCGGAAGGAUUUAGAAAAUAUGCAAAUAAGAAAGGAUUUAUAUGCGCAACCUCGAGGAAGUAAAACUUACCUUCCAGCAGCUCCAUGGACCUUAUCAAAAUCAGAGAAAAAAAAAUUUUGCGAGAGAUUGUAUAACUUCAAAGGACCUGAUGGUUAUUGCUCAAAUAUUGGCAAAUGUGUGUCAUUGGAAGAAUGCAAGGUUAUUGGCCUCAAGUCUCAUGAUUAUCAUGUUCUAAUGCAACAAUUGCUUCCCAUUGCUCUACGAGGAUUGCUUCCAAAAGGUCCUAGAAAGGCAAUACAUAGAUUAUCUAUUUUCUUCAAUAAGUUAUGUCAACGUGUUAUUGAUAGAGACAAAAUUGCACUCUUAGAGGAUGAGGUUAUAGAAACGUUGUGCAUGCUCGAAAGAUAUUUUCCACCUUCAUUUUUUGAUAUUAUGGUACACAUAGUAAUUCACUUAGGAAGAGAAGCUCGAUUAUGCGGACCUGUUCAAUUUCGUUGGAUGUAUCCAUUCGAGAGAUAUAUGAAAGUAAUCAAGGACUACGUAAGAAAUUAUGCACAACCGGAGGGGUGUAUUGCUGAAUCUUAUCUUGGAGAAGAGUGUAUAAGAUUUUGUAGUGAUUUUCUAAAAAAAACAAUAGGAGUGGAAGAAAAAGACGUACGCAAUGAUGAUUGUGUGAAUAAUGAAGUAAUUCUCGAAGGUCGUCCAAUAUCAGGGUCUAAAUCAAUAACACUAAGUGAUCAAGAAAAAAAAAUUGCUCACCUUGCUGUUAUAAUGAAUACAGCAAUGAUAGACCCAUAUUUAGAGUAAGUUAUGAUUUAUUAUUCAGUAUCUAUAACAAAAACAUAAGACUUAGAUUUGUUUUUCUUUUAGCAUGCACUUGGGAGAAUUGCAAGAAUCAAACAUACGCUUAAGGAAAGAUGCAACCUUGCUUUGGAAUAAACAUACUGAAAAAUUUGCAGAAUGGUUAAAAAAAAAGGUUAGAGGAAUAUUCCCAAUAGUUUUUAGUUUUGUUUAUUUAUUUGCAAGUUCAAAAUGUUUAUCGAAACUUCUUUAACAUUUAACAGAUACCUAUUGAUUCGAAGAAUCACUCAGACACAUUAAAGUGGAUUGCAUAUGGUCCACGAGACGACGCUUUGUCUUAUACUGGUUAUAUUAUCAAUGGGUUUCGGUUUCACACAAAGGAUAUUGAUCGAGAAACUCAAAAUAGUGGAGUGGUUUAUGAGGCAACAAGCAUGUGUAGGGCAAGCGCCAAAGAUAAUGCACAAGUGUCUGAUUUGGUUACCUAUUAUGGAUUAAUAACAGAUAUAUUAUUACUUGAUUAUCAUGUCUUUCGUAUUCCGAUUUUUAGGUGUCAAUGGGCAAACAAGGGUAAUGGUGUUAAAUUUGAAGAUGGAUUUACUCUUGUGAACCUUAAUCAAAGUCAAGUAUCAUUUGCGAGGGAUCCAUAUAUCUUAGCAUCUCAAGCUAAACAAGUAUUUUAUUCGAGGGAUGAUGAUCUCUCCAAUUGGUGUGUUGUGCUGAAGGCACCACCAAGAAGUGCUCAUGACUUAGAGGCAGUUAAUGAGGAUAAUGAAAUCGUAGAUAUCCCUGGACUUCCUCGAGAAAUCGAAGUUGACUUGGACAUUGAAGAGUCAAAUGAUGAAAUUAGAUAUGUUAGGGAGGAUUGUGAAGGAAUACUUGAGUAAAGUUUAUUUUAGUUAGUUUUAUGAUUCAUACAUUAAUUGUAUGAAUAUCAUGUCAGUUUAUAAGACUUCUCAUAUUAUUUUUAUUUUACAUUUUACAAUUAAGUAUAUGUGACUUUUAUUUGUU
This is a messenger RNA of Erythranthe guttata (spotted monkey flower), 3989 nucleotides long. Lineage: Eukaryota; Viridiplantae; Streptophyta; Magnoliopsida; Lamiales; Phrymaceae. The record is from RefSeq and is a predicted model, not a curated record.